UUUCAUUCUCCCUUUCAUCUGAACAAAAAGAGAGAGAGAGAUGGCGAGGUCAAGGAGGAAGUACAAGAACUCGAGGGCCAAAGUACGCGUCGCUCUCCCCAAGAAGAACCCAAACAUCUUCAAACCAGCUUUCAACUUCCCUCCCAAGCUCCGAGCUCUCAUGGCCGACGACGUCCCCGAGUGGGACGAUCAAGCCAGCGUCAUCCAGAACUACAAAUCCUUCGGCGUCAUCUCCAACCCUAACUUGCUCGGCAUCCGAUCUCGCACCGACCAUAUGAUCCAGGACGACUCCCUCAACGUCCCCCCACCUCCUGAGCCGCAUACCGAUGAUCCCGUUGCCAAGGAGUUCGAGCCCAUCGAUUCCGGUAGCGAGCUCGAGGAAGACGAUCUUAAGACAGCACUGGGUAAGCAAAGAAAAGAUGGAAAGAGUGCUCCUUUACAGCCACUUACUACUAUGCAACGUACUCAUAUUAGACGCUUGGUCGAGAAACAUGGUGGUGACAUUGAGUCCAUGUACCGGGACAGGAAGCUAAACUCGAUGCAGCAUUCGGUUGCAACACUACAGAAGCUGUGCACAAGAUAUCACAUGUACAAGGAUAAGAACCCUGUUUUAGUUCCAUUCUGAUGGAAAUUAAUGUAUUACAUCGUCUUUCUCUCUUCUGCGCUCAUUUUUCCGUCUAAACUUACAACAACAACGUUAUAACAAUAUGCUUAUCCA
Molecule: messenger RNA, 718 nt
Organism: Brassica oleracea var. oleracea
Lineage: Eukaryota; Viridiplantae; Streptophyta; Magnoliopsida; Brassicales; Brassicaceae
Exons: 3
Coding region: 41-625 (194 amino acids)
Biological process (GO): ribosomal large subunit biogenesis
Cellular component (GO): nucleolus
Source: RefSeq, a predicted model, not a curated record